CGGCAACUCAACUCUAUUGUUUGUGGUUCGCUGUCAUCACAUGGAUUGAAUUGCCGCUGACGCUAAAAGUUUUUUAUUUGCAUUCCGUGCUAGUUUGAGCUAGUUAGUCUAGUCAUGGAAAGUUUUAUUUACGAAACUCUUCCCUUUAUUUUGGGGUUAUUAUGUGUACUUCUCUGCUAUUUGUAUUAUGUUCAUGCAUCCAAUAAACCGGAUUCGAACCAUAACGCUGAGAAAAGAAAUGCAGAUGUAAAUGACGAGAAACCUGCAGCUGAACAACAAGCUCAAAAGGUUUCAUCAAAACCUAAAAAGAUUCCUGUGGUGAAGAAAAAAGAAGUAAAGGACACUUACAGCCAUCCUUGGUUACUUACUAAUUUGAAAGGACAUAGUGGAGAAAUCUUGGAUUUGGAUUUUAGUGCAAAUGGGAAGCAAUUGGGUUCUUGUGCUACUGAUCGUGCUGUGAUGUUAUGGGCUGUGAAAACAUUUACUGAGAAAAAUCAUAGGUCUGUUCGUGCCAAUAUUGAAUUUGACCAUGCUACUCAAAUCAAAUGGAGUCCUGAUUCAAAGGCUUUCAUAAUAUCUACUGAAAUUGGUAAUACCAUCCAAGUUUACAAAGUUGGAAAGAAAAGUGAUGGUUCUCUUGGAAACUUUGAAUUGAUACUGACUUUCCCAAGUACCCAUAAAGCUAAUAUCAUAAAUAUUGGAAUUGCUUGCAAUGGCCAUUUUAUCAUGAGUUGUUCUUGUGAUACUACAAUUAUUGUUUGGGAUUUAAAAGGGCAAGUACUUGCAACUGUUGAUACCUUACAUAUCAACAAUUAUUAUGCUUGUGUGUCUCCAUGUGGAAGGUUUAUUGCAUCAUCAGGAUUUACUCCAGAUGUUAGAGUUUGGGAAGUAAUUUUCUCUAAAACAGGAGAAUUUAAAGAAGUGAAAAGGGCAUUUGAGCUAAAAGGACAUACAUCUGGCAUUUAUUAUUUUGCUUUUUCGAAUGAUUCCUCUAGAAUGCUUACAACAUCCAAGGACGGGACAUGGAAAUUAUGGGACACAAAUAUUGAAUACAGUAAAGGACAAGAGCCAUAUUUAUUGAAAAGUGUUAAUCAUGGAAUCAAUUCUAAAUGUGUUUGUGCUAUUUCACCUGACGGCAGAACUGUUGCUAUAGCAUCUGUUUCUGCAUCAGAUGUUUUUCUGUAUUCUGCUAUAACCGGUGAACUUCAAGCUGAAUUGAAAGAAAUUCAUCCAGAUCCAGUUCAGUGUUUACAGUUUUCUCCAGAUGGUCAGUAUUUAGUUGUGGCAGCAGGAAGACAUGUCAGAAUAUUCCACAAUGUUCCUGGAUUCCAAAACAUAAUCUUGGGCUUAGAAGAAGCAAAAAAGAAUGCAAAAAAUGCAUCAAUGAGGGAUCGUCUACAGGCACAAAUAGACGAAGCUAAGGUGGUGCUGAAUACUUUUGGAAAGAGUUAAUUUUUUUAAUACUUUUCUACAAGUACAAAAUUACAUUUUUAUACUGAAAUAUUUUCAGUACAUCUCAUAUACAUUUGAAUGGUCCUUCAAUAAAUCAUGUCAACUGUA
Molecule: messenger RNA, 1560 nt
Organism: Argiope bruennichi
Lineage: Eukaryota; Metazoa; Arthropoda; Arachnida; Araneae; Araneidae
Product: transducin beta-like protein 2
Exons: 10
Coding region: 115-1452 (445 amino acids)
Biological process (GO): endoplasmic reticulum unfolded protein response
Cellular component (GO): endoplasmic reticulum
Molecular function (GO): protein binding
Source: RefSeq, a predicted model, not a curated record